AUGGUCCCGAGUGUCGUCGGUGCCGCCACCGUGCAAGGUCUGGCGGUCUACCUUGCCGUCCUCGGACUGCCAGCAUGGACGGCUCUCGGCUCGCUGGAAGACCAUCACCCUGCCAACCUCGGCAUGGUCACGGGUGUCGUCGUCAUGCUCAUGCUCGUACUGCAUGUCGUGUACCCGCUCCUCUCGCGGGCGCCCCAGGCGAGCCUUCGUCGUGCUGGCGCGAGCGUUGCGCUGACGUCAGCUACCGUUGCGCUCUUCCACGUGCUCCUCAUCUUUUUCGGGGCGCCCGUCCUCGACCUCGUGGAUCGGACGCUAAUGCUGGCUACGUUGCUUGCGUUCCUCUGUGUGCUGCCUUUGACGACCGCUGUCGGCCUCGUCUCGUUCGACGCUUACGUUGAGACGGUGUUGCACCAAAGAUGGCGCUCCCACGACGAGCGGCAAGCGACGUGCACCUUUUUGGGCACGCUCUUCGGCGCGUACAUCGGAGCGCUCCUCCUCCCGCUGGAUUGGGACCGACCGUGGCAGCAAUGGCCGCUGCCCUGUGUGUACGGCGCUGUGUACGGCCAUCUCGUCGGGCUACUCGUGUCGACUCUCUGGCACGUAUUCUCGCAUGGCAUUCAUAAGCGAUACGACUAA
Molecule: messenger RNA, 636 nt
Organism: Saprolegnia parasitica CBS 223.65
Lineage: Eukaryota; Oomycota; Saprolegniomycetes; Saprolegniales; Saprolegniaceae
Exons: 6
Coding region: 1-636 (211 amino acids)
Biological process (GO): GPI anchor biosynthetic process
Cellular component (GO): endoplasmic reticulum membrane
Source: RefSeq, a predicted model, not a curated record